UCCAAAGCCGUGCCUGUCCGAACCAACUUCAGGACGCACCUCGCGGAAAAGUGGCCAAAAACACAUGUCCUUUGCGUGCCCUCGUCCUCUUACGCUCUUACGGUUUUCCCCGAGGAUUUUACUCGGACCAGAACGCGUGACCGGGGACCUGCGGAGCCCCUUUUCCGCCUCUUGGACCUCUCCUUCUCGCCGCUGCGAUCUGGGGACGUGGGCUGCCAUGGACCGCUGGAUUUAGCUUUCGUUUUGGGGAUCAUUCCUUUGGAUUGGUUCCGUUUGAACGGUUUUGUUUAUCGCACGGCGCGCAUAGGUGUCGCGUCGCCGCUAACGAGCCAAAAUGCCCGUAAGAACCAAGUAUAACCUGGUGGACGAUGGACACGAUCUAAGGAUACCGUUGCACAACGAGGAAGCGUUCCAACAUGGAAUCAACUUCGACGCAAAGUACAUUGGGAGUCUGGAUGUGGCACGCCCCAGCAGUCGAGUGGAGAUCGUGGCUGCGAUGAGGAGGAUCAGGUAUGAGUUUAAGGUGAAGAACAUCAAGAAGAAGAAGGUCCACAUCGUGGUGUCCACAGAUGGGGUGAAGGUGGCGCUAAGGAAGAAAAAGAAAAAAAAGGAGUGGACGUGGGACGAGAGUAAGAUGAUGGUGAUGCAGGACCCCAUCUACAGAAUCUUCUACGUGUCCCAUGACUCUCAGGACUUGAAGAUCUUCAGCUACAUCGCUCGAGACGGACAGAGCAACGUGUUUCGCUGCAACGUCUUCAAGUCCAAGAAGAAGAGCCAGGCGAUGCGGAUCGUGAGGACCGUGGGCCAGGCCUUUGAGGUGUGCCACAAACUGAGCCUGCAGCACACUCAGCAUAGCACCCAGCCCGGCACCCAACCCAGCGGACAGGGCUCAGAAGAGGGGAGUAGGACACCCACCAAUGAUCGCAAAGCCCUGUCCACUACAGAGGCCACGCCCAUCAGCUCAGAGGCCACACCCACAGAGGAAACAGACAUCGACGCUGUGGACCCCAGUCUGGUCCCAGUGCCAGAGGAGUCCAAUCCAGACAGAGGGGUCACCGACCUGGAUGCCACAGAGACGCCUGACCUGCACGAGGACAAGAAUGAGCCCUCGCUUCUGCUCUCCAGUCCCAGGAUGCUGCUCCCUCAGUCGCCUGGAGCACCUGUGUCACCAGGAGUGUCCCUGUUGUCAGGAGCGUCCCUGUCAGUGCACCACCACAUCCAGCUCCUCCAGCAGCAGCUCCAGCAGCAACAGCAGCAGACCCAAGUGGCUGUGGCCCAGGUGCACCUCUUGAGGGACCAACUGAGCGCAGAGGCCACAGCGAGGAUCGAGGCCCAGGCUAGAGUUCACCAACUCCUGCUGCAGAACCGAGACCUCCUCCAACAUAUUUCCGCCCUGGUGCAGCAGAUCCAAGAGCUGGAGAGGAGGACAGACCCCCAGAGCUUGGGGUCCCAGGACAGUCUACUGGAGAUCACCUUCCGCUCCACUCUCCCCCCGGUGCUCUGCGACCCCUCCACACCCAAACCAGAGGUGACCGUGCCCCCGCUGAGCCUGGGCAACACCUUCUCUUCCUCCAACGGGACAGCCGACAGUCUGCUAGUGGACCAGAGCAUGUUUGAGAACUCCAGUGCACACAGGCAGAGUCCCCAGGUGAGCAGGUCCGGCUCCAGCAAACGCUCCCCAGCCGCAGUGAGCCACAGCCUGGGCAGCAGUGCCUCGGACAGCCCCUCUCCUGGAGGUCAGCAGAGGCUCAAGAACGCCAUCAACCUAGGCAAGGCCAAGAUGACUGACCUGCUGAGAAGGAAGGAGCCUGCCCACAUCGAGGACAUUGGAGUAACCGAGGUCAACAAGAGCGUGGACCUGAGCUGGAGCCUAAACCCUAGCAGUUCCCUUUCCCCCCUGGACACGUUCCCACGCCUGGACCCUCCCCCUCCCUCGGGAAAGAAGAGGGUGCCCCGCGCCCUGAAAACCACCCAGGACAUGAUGAUCUCCUCUGUACCUAUGGUCUCCUCCCCCGAGUCUGCUGACCCCGCCUCCUGCCCGCCGACUCCUAACAAGACCCCACCUACUCCAGAGAAAACACCUCCCACUCCUGAGAAAACACUGCCCAAUCCUGAGAAAAUCACACCCACUUCUGAGAAAAACACACUUAAUCCUGAGAAAACCACACCCAUCAUCAGCCCGGACACGCCCCCCACGAAACAGGAAGAGGCGGGGCCAAUAGAGGAUGAACCAGUAAACAGAGGACCCUUAGACCCAGACUUGAGCCACACUCCAGACCUGGAUGAAGCCAGUUGGAUCGUGGAGGCCGCUCUGGAGCUGUCCAUCCCAGAUCUCAUCAACCAGGACCCUCCGGAGGCGUGGCUAAAGGGGGGCGGAGCCGACCCUGUCCUGGGCCCCGGUCAGGAUGUGUCUCUGGGGAACAGCACCGCCUGUGGGAGAGGUGGUGGGGAGGACGCAGAGGCACACAGCAGUCCAGACCUGCUCUCAUUUGAGUGAAAUCCAAAGAGGAGAGUUAAACCAAAAAUAAUGUAAAUAAGAC
This is a messenger RNA of Periophthalmus magnuspinnatus, 2540 nucleotides long. RefSeq names its product carboxyl-terminal PDZ ligand of neuronal nitric oxide synthase protein-like. The record is from RefSeq and is a predicted model, not a curated record. Gene Ontology annotation, molecular function: nitric-oxide synthase binding. Bases 335 to 2497 code for a protein of 720 amino acids. The transcript is spliced from 14 exons. Lineage: Eukaryota; Metazoa; Chordata; Actinopteri; Gobiiformes; Gobiidae.